Molecule: messenger RNA, 3401 nt
Organism: Harpegnathos saltator (Jerdon's jumping ant)
Lineage: Eukaryota; Metazoa; Arthropoda; Insecta; Hymenoptera; Formicidae
Gene: KrT95D
Product: phosphofurin acidic cluster sorting protein KrT95D
Exons: 12
Coding region: 197-2725 (842 amino acids)
Biological process (GO): protein localization to plasma membrane
Source: RefSeq, a predicted model, not a curated record
GUGUUGAAACGACCCGACGUGACGAGGCGGGUGGGUUAAUGUGGCGCCACCAAUGACUCGGAGUUGGACUGAUUUUCCGCAUCGAGUCGUGUAUUCAUGGCCAUUGGUAGUCGUCCGCGAGCCGUGAGGCGCGACGAAAUUAGGUGGGACGUGAGAGUUUGUGUGCUUGUGUGUCUCGUGGGCCGCUAGGCCAAAAAUGGCGGAACGGACGAAGGUGACAGCCCCGGCUACCCGGCCCGUUCCCAUGAGAUUGUUCGCCACAUGGGAAGUCGAUCGCACUCCCCCGAAUUGCAUACCCAGACUAUGUUCCUUGACGUUGACUCGUUUAGUAAUUCUUCGGCCGCUCGGCUCGGAUUUGGCGUCCAUCAGCAUCGCGGUUAAGAUGCAAAGCUCCAAGAGAACUCUGCGGUCCAACGAAAUGGCCAUACCGAGUGGCGGUAUGCUCGACACAGAACUAGAGUUGCAGUUUGCCCUUCAGUACCCACAUUUUCUCAAGAGGGAUGGCAAUAAGCUCUUGGUAUUGCUGCAAAGGCGGAAACGGUACAAGAAUCGAACAAUGCUCGGAUACAAGACUCUUGCGGAAGGAAUUAUUAAUAUGGCACAGGUGCUACAGCGGCAGAUGGAUCUUGAAUUGGAACUAAUAUCAGACAAAGCCGAGAAAUACGGUGGCCAUUCGGUCGCAUUGGCGCGCGUGAGCGUUGUCGCGCUAACUUCCCAGCCAGUCGACCAUGAUAAAAGACUGACGAACGACCCCAAUGAGAGGCUCUGUCCGGAAUUUAGCGACGAGGAAGAAGAGUUUAGCUCGGAGGGCGAGGCGGAGGGCAGUGACAGCGAGCCUACGUUAGAGGUGCACAGGCGGAAAAAUCGCGGGAAAAUUCCAACGAACGCCAGGCAAAGAAACUUAAAGCAAAAGUUUAUAGCUUUGUUAAAGCGGUUUAGGGUGUCGGAGGAGUUAGAACACGAUCAAGAAGAAAUUGGACAGAAACUGUCGGGCGGCGAUAUGGAGAUAGAGGAAUUGUUCGACGAAUUGGAAGAUUUGUCGGAUAGCGGGCCAGAAUUGGACACUAUGUCUGUUAGUAGUACACCGAAGCCAUCCCUGAGGCCCUUUUUCAGCUCUAGUCGAUCUCUACUGGCACCGCCUCAUUCUGUAGUAACCAGCGAGGACACUGCAACUGUCUCAGCGACUACCACGUAUCAGCAGCUCGCGGGUCAACCGGCUAGAGAGAAACACCGUAUCGGACACACCACGCCAGAGCGUGGAGUGGACAGACAAAGCGACGACAGUUCUCGGAGAGCCGACAGCGAUUCUCAUCCUGAAAAUUGGACGGAUCAUGAGGCGAACGAUCCACCGAAUUACGUGGCAGGUUCACCACCAAAGUCGGAGCAGCCCAACAAGAGCGAGAGCUCCGAGAGAAGAAGCAGACUCUUUGCGCGCGACAGAGGAAUGCCCGGCAGUAACAAAUCUAAGAAGCACAGUCUGAGCGUCGAUUUGAAACCGUCGGCCGACUUGAACAACACGGAGCCGAGGAAAGCUCUGAUGGAACAGCUCGGUCGGGUAUUACCGGACGACAGUUUACCGGAGGCCGUGUCGCUCGUGUCGAUAGCGGAUCCUGGCGGUGCGGUUCUCGCCGCGAGACUUCAAGAGAGAAAUCACAGAGUGCUGACGACGGCUUCCCCGGCUGACAUCCGUGCAACGUUGACUUGCUUGGUCACACGCAUACAAAAAUUCUGCAAUAGUUCGGCGAAGCCACCGGCACCUGUGAAAGUUGUAAUCGCUGGAGGAGACAGUUUCAUCAACGCGGUUCUCCGUCAUUAUGUCGAUCUGCUGAGCUUCAGGCCGCCAGAUUGGCAGAAUUACAUGAAGUUCUUGGUAGUGCCGCUCGGCUCAAACACCUUAACGAGAUACCUUGGUUCUGUCGAUAUCAAAUACUCGAUGCUCUUCGGGGACGAAUGGAAGGAGCUUCUAGAGAGAGAAGGAGGAGGAUCGAGCGAAGGCGCUGCACGGAUAUCAGAAUACAUAGCCACAGCAAACGCGGUUCUACCACUACCCAUAGCGGAAGCUAUGGUUACAUAUAGGGAGACAGAUGACAGCAGUCAAAUCUUCAUCCCUUUUAUAAACGAUGUUCGUGUGGGUUGCCCAGACAGCAGUUCUUCCGCAUCUGUCGAUUUGGAAGAAAGUAACGUUAGUAUGUCUGGCUCUCCGCCCUCGUUGCCUCCUCCGAGUUUGCCCGUUCCACCACCUGGAAAGUUAACACCGCCUAGUAGUCCUAAUGUGGGACAACCGGCGAGAGAAGGGUGGGAGCCGGUGGAACUUCAGCUGGAUUAUUGGAGUAAACAAACUCAAGGUGAAAAAGGGAAAAGCACAUUACGUCAAGCUUUCCGAGCGUUGCACGUGCAAAGACUAUCUCCGUUAGGCGAAGCCCCAGGACAUCACUUGUCUAUGAAUUAUAUGACGAAAGAAAAGAAGCAAAAAAUAAUGCGACUGGGCAAAAAGAAAGAAAAGGAAAAAGAGAACGAGCCAAAGAGUCAAACAGUGGAUGGCGUGACACGUCUUAUAUGUUCGGCGAAAACUCACAACAUUCCACUAAGAGUGAGCAUUGAUGGUACCGAGUGGUAUGGCGUAAAAUUCUUUCAACUAUCAGCGCAAUGGCAAACGCACAUCAAGACAUUUCCAAUUGCCUUACUGGAAUAUAAUCCACAACAACAAACUUUGACUAGUACGUAAAUUUAAGUUCUCGUCAUUACAAUGAGAUGGCUUUUGGCGACUUACUUGCGUAUUCUAUAUCAUUACUGAUAAUACAUUCGCAACUCGUUUUAUACACAAAUCCGAUAACCAUCAACUUUUGAAGACUGCUCGGUAAAAUCUACAAAUUAGCAAAUUUUAUGGGAACGCCAGUGUUUGAGAUGCAUAUAAUAUUUAUUAUAUUCGUUAUAUUAAUAAUUAUUCGACGGUAGCAACGGAAAGGAUUUUACAGUUAAAGUAUUUCUCUAUGUGUCGUCAUGCAAAAUGUAUCUGCGCAUAAUAAGCAUAUGUCGUACAUUCCGCAAGCGGUUUAUACGAUGCACGUGCGAUAACACAUAGUUUUGAAAUUACUAAAUUGUAGAUUAUUAAGUUAUAAAGCAAUUUUUGCAUGUAUAGAUGUGUACGUUACUUUUUUUUUUCUUUUUGAAUCUUUCGACAAAAAUUUAUGAUUACUACAUCGCAUAGGCAUGAAAUUAUGUUCGCUUAACAUAUCACAAGUAGUUAUAUCGAAUGUCCAUUGAUGAGUAUUGUAUAAUGUUAGUUAUAGGAAUAUUGUUGACGAAAUAUUCCAUUUAUUGUUUUUGGUUCCUCAAACUUGCAACUUCGGAAAAAAAAUGUUGUCUCCAAUAGUAUCUGAGCAAUCGGCUUGUAACAUCUU